This is a messenger RNA of Wallemia mellicola CBS 633.66, 1815 nucleotides long. Its product is annotated as histidinol phosphate phosphatase H. Gene Ontology annotation, cellular component: cytoplasm. The record is from RefSeq and is a predicted model, not a curated record. NCBI's taxonomy places the organism in Eukaryota, Fungi, Basidiomycota, Wallemiomycetes, Wallemiales, Wallemiaceae. The transcript is spliced from 2 exons. Gene Ontology annotation, biological process: L-histidine biosynthetic process. Gene Ontology annotation, molecular function: histidinol-phosphatase activity. Bases 1 to 945 code for a protein of 314 amino acids.
AUGCCAUUCUCACAUCACUCACAUUCAGGUCAAUUUUGUAGACACGCUAAAGGGGAUUUAGAGGAUGUUAUUAAAUCAGCAAUUGAUAAGAACUUCAGACUGUUUGGCUUGAGUGAACAUGCACCGAGAUAUAGGAAACAGGAUUUAUAUCCAGAGGAGAGCGAUCUAAAACCAGAAGAUACAAUGUCUAUUUUCGAAGAUUACCUCAGUCACGCACACAAGUUAAGAGAAAACUAUAAGAAUAGCAUAGACUUACUGGUAGGAUUAGAAACAGAUUACGUCACAGAACAGGAUCUUAUCGGUACAGAGGACUUGAUAGCCCGAUAUGAGAAUACGUCAACACCAAUUGAAUACAUCGUUGGUUCAGUACACCAUGCAUUCGAGACACCAAUAGAUUUUGACAAGCAGACGUUUGACAGCGCCCUAGAGACUGCUGCAACACGAAAGAGUCUAUAUAGCGAAUACUACAGUCGUCUUCUCCAUCUAGUCAAGACACUCGAACCAGAGGUAGUUGGCCACAUCGACCUGAUAAGGCUCUAUGAACCAAAUGUCGCGUUAAAUAACUACCCAGACGCUUGGAAACUCAUAGAGGAUAUUGUCAAGCAUGUCGCUAGUUAUGGCGGUUUAAUCGAAGUGAAUGCAGCUGCUAUCAGAAAAGGAUGGGUGGUGCCAUAUCCUGCGUCAGAUAUACUCUCGAUAAUAAGGAAUAACGGUGCUAGGCUUACUUUAUCGGAUGACACACAUACGCCUGAAAAUGUUGGUUUGAAUUACUGGCGCGUAUUCGAGUACUUGAAAUCACAUGAUGUAACCGAUAUUUACUAUCUCGAGAGAUGUGAGAAAGGCACACCAAGCGCAGGAAGGCGUGGCAGGACCAUCGCGAAGAAAUAUGAAGGCAAGUGGUCGACUGACAUCUUCUGGAGUACGUGCAAUCCAAGUUGGAAGUAAAAAAUGUUUAUUAGAGUCUAUAUUAUGCAUUUAUCAUACCAUACACCAGAAAGCUUGACAAGUGCCUUGGCUGCUGAUAGGUUAUGAGAUGAGAGUAUUAAUGCUCAUUUGCCGUUGUGUUUCGAUUUCUGUGACAUUCAGUGGAGUCUGCACACUCGAUGACUUUUCCGUGAUUUUCUCGACGACGGUUAAUCCUGCUUUAGAUUCCAAAUCACCUUCAACAAGCUGGAUUGUUUGUUAGGCAGUCUUCAAGGUUAGCGAACUAGCGAAACCCACAUCGGAAGAAGUUUCAGAGAGUUCUUGUAGAUAUGCAAUAUCGAGUGAGAAGGCCAAAACUGCAAUACUUUCUACCACUAAGAGAUUAUACAUAAUUAGAUUGAUAGCGGUAACAAUUUGGUGAUAUACGAAUAAUGACUUAUAUACCUUAUAAAUGACAACCAAAGCUAUUCCUAUCAAACGUGUAAAUCUGUGAUCCAACAUUUUGCCUGGUUGCGCAAUUGUUUGGUCGGCAUGAUCUUUUGUAUAUCUAAUGCGGCAGAAUACAUGUUUUGCUUCUAGAACAGCAAAUACAAAGUAGUGGCACGCUAUUAGAUACUCGGUUGUUCAUUUAGUUUCAUAGACCUGUGGUGUGUUUACUCACGUAAUCCGUAAAUGGUCUAAACUGUUCUCCUGUUGAACUCCAAUUGUAAUACUCUAUCUAUUUUCUCUGUUAAUAACAGCCUGUUAUUUCUUUCUUUACUUGCAUAAGAUUGCCAUAGACCGUAGAAUAUACCUAAAUGUAUUUAAAAUUAGCAUUCUACAUUUAGUACACUCACCAAAAGUUAAAAAAGCAAGUGACAAACCUAUCUAGAGGCCCGCAAUAGUAUCUGC